Octopus bimaculoides (California two-spot octopus) is the source of this 9627-nucleotide messenger RNA. Its product is annotated as cyclin-dependent kinase 14. Gene Ontology annotation, molecular function: cyclin binding; cyclin-dependent protein serine/threonine kinase activity; ATP binding. NCBI's taxonomy places the organism in Eukaryota, Metazoa, Mollusca, Cephalopoda, Octopoda, Octopodidae. The record is from RefSeq and is a predicted model, not a curated record. Gene Ontology annotation, cellular component: cytosol; nucleus; cytoplasm. Gene Ontology annotation, biological process: protein phosphorylation.
GCAGCACUGUGGUCGUCUGUUUGUAUGUAACAUGGCGGCAAUCUGGUGACUCAGCCUCACGUCUUGUCGCUGGCAACGUGUAACUCUUAUAGGCCUGCAUUUGCUGGCUUUUUCACGCACACAUUUCACUGAGAAAAGUCACUAAUUGUGGAUACAAUGGAUACAAAUGCAAUUAGCUAUAAAAUCGAGCCUGUAAUGAGAGAAGCUCGAGACAAAGGACAGAUAAGCAGAAUUAAAAAGCUGAAGAGAAGAAUAUCUGCAAGUUUUGGACGCUUGACUAUUAGUAAAGAAGAAACUAUUCAUGAAAGUGAUCAUGAGAGUGACAGUUGUCCCAGUUCAAUUGGUUGUAGCUCCACCACUCACUACUGGUCUUCAUCUUCCCAGAACGUGCCACUACUCAAUGGGGAUCAUUCCAAAAAUGACAUUUGCUCUGAGCGAAAAGAAGCAACUUUGCCUCGAUUAUCAGCCUAUCCUGUUGUCCCAAGAACCACAGUAAAAAAGUGGACCCCUGUCAAAAGACACCAUUCUGCAGGUGACAUGUUGGUCACUGAAAUAGAGCCAGGUAAUGACCUGGAUAAAGUAGAACGUCCAAAAUCAGAAGGACAUGCUUACACCAGGCAAUUUUCACCAAAGAGAACAUCUAGUUAUGGGGGCCAAUCUCCUUUUGGAAAAGCAAUCUCAUAUAAGAAACAAGAAAGAUUAGGUGAAGGUUCAUAUGCAACAGUUUAUAAAGGAGUCAGCUGUUUAACAAAUCAAGUGGUAGCUCUUAAAGAAAUCCGGUUGCAACAAGAAGAAGGAACUCCUUUUACAGCCAUUCGAGAAGCUUCAUUAUUAAAGGUCCUUAAACAUGCAAACAUUGUCACAUUGCAUGAUAUAAUCCGUACAGAUGAAACAUUAACAUUUGUUUUUGAAUAUGUUCAUACAGAUUUGAGUCAGUAUUUAGAAAAACACACCGGUGGAUUAAAUGCAUUUAAUGUUAAGUUAUUUGCAUUCCAGUUGUUAAGAGGAUUGGCAUAUUGUCACAAGAGGCAGAUUUUACACAGAGACUUAAAGCCUCAGAAUCUCUUGAUUAGUGAUGAAGGGGAACUUAAGCUUGCAGAUUUUGGUUUAGCCCGGGCCAAGUCUGUUCCUAGUCGAACAUAUUCCCAUGAGGUUGUCACUCUUUGGUAUCGGCCGCCGGAUGUACUGCUUGGAUCAACAGAAUAUUCCACAUCCUUGGACAUGUGGGGAGUCGGUUGUAUAUUUACAGAGAUGAUAUCUGGUGUUGCCACAUUUCCAGGGAUGAAAGAUACAUACGACCAAUUGGAUAAGAUCUUUAGACUCUUAGGUACCCCAAAUGAGGAAUCCUGGGAAUCAGUAACGAGUUUACCUAAUUAUGAUAUAACUAAAUUCAAUAUGUACAGCCCCCAGCCACUUAUUCCUUGUAUCUCCAAACUUGGUUGUAUACCAAAUGCAGCUGAAUUGUCAACAAGCCUUCUACAAAUGGAACCUUCCAAACGAAUAAGCGCCUCCAACGCAAUGAAACACGAAUAUUUUUGGGAUCUCCCACCAAAGAUUCAUCAAUUACCAGAUGUGGCUUCCAUAUUUGACAUUCCUGGUUUGAAACUUCUGCCCGAAAUGAAUGAACCAGUCAAUGCUGCUCAAAAAAAGCCCACUUGUCGCAGUGGCAUACGAACCACAUUAAAGGCAUGAGAAUGGGAUUGGUUCAUAGAGACUAUAGAUAUGAAAGUUUCUACUCAAGAUGGCAACUCAUUUGGAUUGUUCAACAUUAGAGACCACUAGCAGUAGUGAUGGUCACUAAUGAUCCUCUCAACAGAUUUCAUUUGUUCCUUUGGUCUCAUUAUUCCAUAUUAAUCAUCCAUAAUGAUCAAGCUAAGUUUCAAGGUCAUCUGCUGCAUAUCCCUGUUAAUAUGCACCACAAUAUUUGCUGUCCAUUCUCAACAGAUUCUAUUGAAAUGGUCAAUUAGAAAGAAAAUGUUAGUUUGUGUUGUUGAAAGACUAAACAAGCUGGCGUACACCAAAGAGGAAUACCAUCUUGAAUUUAAAAAAUAACAACCAAAACAAACUUGAUUUAUAUCUGAAACUAGUCCAUUGCUUAGAGCCUCAAUUUUGUGCCUGCAAAUCUCCCCCCACAUCCAACAUUACUACUAUAAUAGUGAUUGAAAGAACUUUUCCAAGACACAGACAAGACUUUUUUUCCUAUUGCAAUAUAUUUAAAACUGGCUCAACAUAUGGAGAAAGAGAGAGAAGAAAAAAAAAACUAUGCCUACAUUGGGCCUGUAUUUCAUAAAGUCCAGAAAAAUGGUGAAAAAGGAAAUUUUAUUUUCGAUACUGAACUCCUAAGUAUAAAACUAAACCCUUAAUCAUGUGAAGCAUUGAGUUGGGACUAAAUUCUUCGUGUAACCUUCCACUCCUCCAGGUAUUUUCUUUAAAAUGUCUACUUCCCCCAUAUUAUGACAAUCCAAUUGCUAAUUCCUCUGAAUUGAUUAUGACUGGCUGAUUGUUAAAGAAAGCCAGUGCUGUUUGUGCUCUUCUCUGUCUAAACCCAUUAGAUUGUUAUAUUAAACAAUUAUAGUUAUGACUGCUAAUUCAUGAAUGCUUUUUUUUUUUUAUAAAAAAUGAGAAAAAAAAUCCUACUCCCUAUUUAGCAGUUAAUAAAAGCCAUUUGGCUGUGUUAUUUUCCAAGUUUUGGAUAGAUGAAUGAGUAAAUUACACUUUGUGACAUUUUAUAAACUUUGAUAAAUUAGUUUGUUACACGAAGGUUUACAAAGAAACAAAACUUAUCAAGUAGAACUGGUUCAUCUGCUCUAUAAAUAAAUACUCAAAAGUGUUUUUUUUAACGAAAAAGAAUAUUUGUUUAAAAAAUAUUGAAAAGCUGUGAAAGAGAUAAUUCUUUACAUUUAUACAAAAUAAAACAUUUUGUUCUUGCACGCAAUACACGGUGCUGACAUUAUGAAGUUAUGAAGAUUUUAUUACAAUCUUUUCUUAUAAAUCGAAUCUGUGAGAAAAAUAUUUUUUCAGAACAAUGAAUGACCAAACUUGCUAUCUUAAAGGGAUCACCAAUUUCGAUUCUAUGAAAGCUUGAGUGCUGAUGUCAUAAAGGAUUUCUGUGAUCAAAUAUCAGUGCUAGAAGAAACAAACAGCACUAAGUAAUGAAUCUUCUUUAACCAGCUAAUAACUUCCUGGUUUUGGGGGUCUAAAAAUAAUUCCUGAAAAUCUUGUCAAACAUCAAGAAACUACACACAAUUAGUAAAUGUGUCUCUUGUGUUAGGCUGUUUAGUUGCAGAAAGAAAAAUUUAUAUUCCAAACUAGAAUGAUACAAUGGGUCUAAUUAUUUUGAAAUAUUUAGACUAGACAAGAAAAGCAAUAAUAAUUUACUUUUACUGAAAAUCUUAAAGAAAAACUAAAAGAUCUAAUGAAAAAUUUCUCACACUGCCGUAAAAAUUCAUGUUUUCUCAAGUUUUGCUUUCAAAUUAACCUUAUUCCUUGAUAAUUUUAAUCUGGUUGGCAGUUGAUGCUUAUAGCAAUUUAGAGCUACUAAUCCUUUAGAAUUUCCUCUGUCUGACCCCCUACCUUUAUUAAAAACCCAAGUCAUUUCCAGUAGAAAUACCCGUUCCCAAAACAUACCAAAUCCUGAUUCCUUUUUCUUUAUUCACAAAGCUUUAAAAGAUGGCACCAGCCCAUCCUUAUGCCUCAGUACUCACCAUAAUCCCAGAGUGAGUGAGACCCCAAUAUACUUUUCUGAUAAUAGCUCGUUUGGAAACUAAUAUUAUGAUAAUCAAAAGGUUUGCUCAAAUUGUUUAAGCAUACUUAUGCUGAUUGCUUUAGCAUGAUAUUUAUGGAAAAAAAAAUAUAAAACAAACAAAAAAAUAAACAUAGAAAGUAUUCAAUGGAUCAUCUCCCAACUCUCAUGGCUAUAAAUUGCCCCCUCCCCACUUCUUUUUUUUUUUUAUGAACAUCCCAUCAUUCUGCCAUUGAUAUUUUUCUUUUUUGCAGAGAUCUGUUCAUCAUGAAGAUAUUUCUAAAUCUAUUUUAUUUGGUCCACUUACUUGAAGUCUGUGGCAUUGCUUCACUCCAUAAAUAUAUAAAAUUUCCUAUCAUCAUUUGGUUUCCAAUUCAUCAUACUCACAAAAUGUGCAUCGUCAUGCACGCUGACUGUUAAAAUAAUGCAAAUUGUACAUUCCUGCAUUUUUUUUUUAUUCUGUAAGAACUUGGAAUAAAUACUUUCUGUAAAGAUUGUUUAAAAAAAAAAAAAAGCCAUUUUAGUUUGUUUACUGAUCUUGUGUCACUGUAGACAUUUGUGUCCAGUUUUCCCUACUUUGAUGACUUGUUGGACAAACUUGAUCCAGAGGAUUGGUUAGUGGUCAAAGAUUAUGGAAAUUAGUACGGAAUGGAUGGAUUUAGUGAAACAGAGGUCAAAGUAUGUCGUGUAUUUCAGUGUGUUAUAUAUAGAUUAAUUAAAACUGCAAUUAACAAAGUGCACAUCAAAUCUGAUGACAGUAAAAAUAAGUGGUGUAUUAUUUUGUUAUAUAAUGUAAUAAUUAAUGAGGAAUAUAUAGCUGUACUAGAUAAGUUCUUCCAAUCACUAUUGUAGUUGUAAUGGAACUGUAUAUUAUAUUAGUUGGGCUAUAUCUUGUGGUAUGUUUACAUAAUUUACAUCAAUUUAAUAUCCACUUAUUCAUGGAUGGAAUUUGUUGAGUCAGCUCUGCCUUCCAGGGUCAAUAAAAAUAAGCACCAGAAAAGUACUUGGUGCAAUGAACUCCCUGCAACCUAAAAUUGCUGGUCUUUUGCCAACAUUUGAGAGAAUUCUUACAUGUUAGGAGGAUGGAUUAGCAGAAUUGACAAAGUGCUUUAUAGUAAGUUAGUUAUGGCUCUUUACAUUCUGAGUUCAAAUCCUACUGAGGUCAAUUCUGCCUUUUAUCCUUCUAGGGAUCACUGUUAUCAGCUAAUACCCUCUACACAAAAUUUCAGGCCUUAUGAUUAUUUUACAAUAUCCUUUGUUUUUUUUGUUUUUUUUUUCAUGUUAAGUUUUCAAAGUAACUAGAGGUUAUCAUUCACUGGUUUCAGUCAUUGAAUAGCAGCCCUACUAAGGCCGACCCCAAUACUUAUUUUUUAAGUCAGAUACUUACUCUAUCAGCAUCUUUCGCUGAACCCCUAUAUUAUGGGGAUAUAAGCAAACCAAAACUAGUGGCGAUAGGGACAGACAAAAUCUUCACAUUCAACAGAUUUGCACCAAAUCCACUCAGUGGAACUGAAUCGAAAACCAGAGGGUUGUUAAGCAAGUUUCUUUACCACACACCCAUGCCUAAUGCUAGUUUCCUUUGUUGCAUGUCUUUGCAUGAAAGAAAACUAACAUUUUCUUCAAGUUUGGUCAUAGAAAAGGAAAUAUUUAGGUCACGCAUGAUAGAUUAUUCAAGUUUAAUUAGAUAACCUACCCACAUAUCCAGCACAGAUUAAUCGGUCACUAUGGUUAUGUAGGUGGUUACAUUGCUAUUAAACUGAAAGCAUAUACUUGGUAGGUGUUGUUCCUUUACCAAUACUUAAGUAGUUGGAUGUCUUACAUAUACUCUUUUACUUGUUUCAGUCAUUUGACUGCGGCCAGGCUGGAGCACUGCCUUUAGUCGAGCAAAUCGACCCCAGGACUUAUUCUUUGUAAGCCUAGUAUUUAUUCUAUCGGUCUCUUUUACCAAACUGCUAAGUUACGGGAUGUAAACACACCAGCAUCGGUUGUCAAGCGAUGUUGGUGUAUAUAUAUAUAUAUACACACACACAACGGGCUUCUUUCAGUUUCCGUCUACCAAAUCCACUCACAAGGCUUUGGUUGGCCCGAGGCUAUAGUAGAAGACACUUACCCAAGGUGCCACGCAGUGGAACUGAACCUGGAACCAUGUGGUUGGUAAGCAAGCUACUUACCACACAGCCACUCCAUUAAUUUUCUACAAUGAAAAAAUAUCCGAAACCGUUAAGUAAAAUGGGCAAAUAUCUUAAUCUUCUCAAUAUUCUGUAUGUAUUAAAAGUAACAGCAUGAAAUUUUCUGGGAGGAGGAAUGUUUCAAAUUGUUGUCAUUCUUAUCCUAUCAUGGCUAUCUCUUAUAACAAAGAAUCAGUCCCAGAAACCCUAUAAAUAUCUUUUAUAAUAGCUACUGAAGAGACCAGACAGAAUACAGCACGAGAUAUACGAGCUUUGUCUCUUGUUUUUGAGAUCAAACCCACCCAACAUUGAAUUUGUUGUGUAUUUUUAUCAACAAUAAAAAUAACAGCAAUUUAGAGAAAGAAAUUUAAUUCACUGCAUUCUAUCCGACAAAACUUGGCCCUGGGCUGCCUCUUUGGAUCCCCUGAUGUGAAUUUUAUUUUUUUUAAAUGAUUUUGGUAUGCUAAGGGUAAUGGGGGGGGAGGGGGCAUCUCAACCUGGAGACUUGGCUUGCAACUGAGCAGACUCUACUAAAGGCAAUUGACAACAGUCAGAAGGUAUUAAACCAGGUAUUAGAUAAAAUCUACUACAUUUAGUUUGCGACUACCAACCUUCACAUACAAAACUUUGCUGUGGAGCUAUGCCAAAAGAGACUGCGCAGUGGGGUUGAACUCAUGUAACUACAAAAUGAAUCUUCUUAGCACACGGGUCCUGCUAGAAUCACAUUCACUAACAGUGAUGUGCUUCAUGCUAUUGUAUUACACUUUCUUUACUGAAAAUUUUGGCCUUGCAGCAGCCAGUUAUAUCAUCUUUUAAUGUCCAUUUGCCAUGCUGGCAUGGGUUUUAUAUAGAUAUAUUGGGUCAUGCCAUAAAUAAUACGGUUUUUUUAUACUCAUUUUUCAAAAUUAAAAUAAAGUUCUUUUUAAAUUUAAAAUAAGCUCUCCAUUCCCUACAAUUCUCUUCCAUCUAUCUCAUCGACUUGCAAGGCCCUUCUUCCAAAAUUCACUUGUCUGUGAGGAAAAAUACUCCUCCAGUACUGUUCUGACCUUGUCUACAGAAUUCAUGUUUUUUCUGUCUAAAUGAUUUUGAAGACUGUGGAAUAAAUGAUAAUCAGAUGGGGGGGCAAUAUCCAGCAAAUAUGGUGGGUGUAACAUCAUUUCCCAUUCAAACUGCUCCAGACUUUGGAAUGACAUCCUUGCUGUAUGUGGCUGUGCAAUUAGACUUGGAAAGUUUGUGAGGAACCCAUUGACCCAAUUUGCUAACUUUUCUGAUGGCAUGUAAGUGUUGAUGAAUGGUUGAAUGACCAAAUCCAACCUUGUCUGCUGGUUCCUCAACAGUUGUUACAAGGGAAUUUUGUCCCAAUAGGGUUUGCAAGACGUCCUCGUCAAGCUCUACAGAUCAUCCAGGACAAGGCUCAUCUUCUAGGCUGUACUUUCCGGCUCAGAAUUUCUGGAACCACCAUUAACACCGGCUUAUGCUUAUUGUCUGAUCCCCAUAUACUGCAUUAAUAUUCCUCGCACUUUCCAUUAUGUUGUUGCCUUUAUUGAACUCAUAAAGCAAAAUAUGCUCCUUUGUUACUUCCAUUAUAGCUUGGAAAAAAAUAAGGACAAGAUAAAAAAUAAUACCUGCUUUCAUAGCAAGUUGAUGCAGGUAGUUUAUCUUCUUCCCCUCCGACUUUUAGUUUAUGCAAAUGAAAAAAAAACGCAUUAUUUAUGAGAUGACCCAAUACAUUCUGAAAAGGAAUAUAUAAACUUAGAUAUUAUUGUUUCAUACCAAAAACAAGACAUUAAAAAUCCAUACCUUUCAUCUGUGACCUGAUGUUAAAGAAAUUAUGUUCCGAUGAAAUAUCAACAUUCAUUAGCUGAGAAAAUUUUAUUGAAGAUUUUUUUCUUUUUUUUUUGACAAUUAUCUGUUUAACAGCAGCAAAUCGUUCUACGUUUGUUGCCCUAUAACAAACAAUAGAUUACGCAUUUUAUUGGAAGUUGACAGCGACUCAUGUAUUCAUGUUGAAACAGUCACAAAUAAGUAUUACAACUCAUAUCUAAAAUGAAUUGCAGGAGACAGCAUUCCAAAACAAAUUGUGCAAGACAGACUGGAUAUUUAAAAAAAAAAAAAAUUUCUACUCCUUAAAAAGGAUCGAUAAAAAUAAUUACUUUUUUUUUUUAAACUUAUCUUUAAGUGUUAAGGUUGAUUUCUUUACAAGAUUGCUCAGGUUGACAUUAAAUUUCUCUCUCUCUCUUUCAAGUGUGAUAUAAUAAUAUUUCAAAUAAAAAUAAUCCAAAUAUCAUCACAGGAGUGCCGUGGGCAGAAUUUGUCAUUUAUAGAGAUGGUGGGCUAGCAGAAGACAAAGUGCCAUAAUGCAUACAUACAGUAUUAAUCAGGAGAUAAUAAUGUGCUAGUAAAAUAGAUUCACACAGAAAAAGCCAUUGAUAUAAAUAGCAAUACAGUUUUAGAAAAUGUACAUGCAGAUUGGAUUGCAUCAAAUGAUUUGCAGCAGUUUUAUGAAGGAGCCCUGUUGUCCAUGUAAUAAUAUAUAUAUAUACAUACAUAUAGAGCUGUUUACAUGACAGACUUGAAGCCUGAGAGUUUUACAAUUGGAUAAAUAGGAAGCUGUGACAUUUAUGUCUUUCCCAGGCUAAAAUGAAGUGAAAUGGUUACAACUUGUAUCCAAUGCCAGGUUGUACUAAGAAUUUCUAAUAUUCAGCAUAUGCCACAAUUAAUUAGAAUCCCACUCACUCCAUUAGUUUUCUUUCUCAUUAUUAUUCCAUCUUAUUUUUCAAGAUGUUCACUGCCCCCACCUCCAAGAAGAAAUAUUUGUGAUUACUGGAAUCAUUUAAACAUAGAAAAGGAAUUGCCAAAUAUUUCUAUUCAGUAUUUUUUCUUAUUUUUCAUAAAUUUGUUGUUAGUUGGAAUAAUAAAGACAAAAUAAUGCGUAAAUGACUUGAAAAGCAAAAACGAUAACUUAAUAUAAUUAGCAAGGAAAAAAAUUGAAUUAACAUUUAGAAAAUAAAGUUUAAUAAACUAGAAAAGAGAACCAGAUGAUGUAGAGUUUGAUUGAAGGAAGGGGACUUCUGCAAUCUGUUCACAUUAUAUAUAUAUAUAUAUAUGUGUGUGUAUAUAUAAGAUGGAAAUAACCUGUGUGUAUUGGAUGGAGCGAUAAUACAGAAGCUAGGGAAAAUUGCUAAUAUGUAAUUGAAAUGUUGCCUGUAAAACUCAUUAAAAGCUGAAUCUGAAUGUAACGACUAUUAAUAAAUGUCUCCUGUAUUAGACAUUGAGAUUAAUACUUUGUCAAUGAAAAAAAGUUUACUGUACAUACAUUACAAAAAGGUAUACUUUACACCCAUACACAUGUAUCUCUGGUGCAUGCUGUGUCCUGUGUUAGCUGCUCUUGGCUGUGGAAAUCCUAACCUUUGAUAUGUACUGCAUAGAUUAAAUUUUUACUGUAACACAAACAUCAAACCCUUACAUCAGUAAAGGAAUAGAAAUAUUUUUGUCAAUGUACCAAAUCAGAAUUUCAAUUAAAAAAAAUAAAAUAAAAUAAUUAUUUUGUCAGAGCUGCUGUUGGUAAAAGUAAGAUCUUUUGUGCCAUUUGAGGAAAUUUUUAAGAGUUUUCUUGUCAAGGGGGGACAAUAUGAAGACACUAGUAAAAACACUACAUCACAGAGACAUAAUUACAAACAAGCAGGGAUGGGCGGGGGAAGAAGGAAAAAAAAAGAA